AUGCUGGCAUGGGCGUGUGUUCUCUACCUCCUGGCUCUAUCCGUUCCGGUAUCAUGCUGUUCAAACUUCUACUAUUCAAAAAAUGCCUUCCGAAGGUCAGAAGAGUGCAACCUCUGUUACGAGAAGGAGUGCAUGACCUUGGAACAGGCGCGGUGUGAUUACUAUGCCGAAGCUGAGUCCGUGCUGCCCAAGGAUGAUGACGAGCCAGGAACUGUAAACAAUCCUAAGCUGAGCAAAGAGGUUGAUGACCUCGUGUUUGACUUGGUUGAUAAAGGUGCAGGACUGUCCAAUAAUAUGGAGUGCAUACCAUACGUAUCCCGGUACACCAACUGCAAUAAAGAUAAUAUAUGCCUGGACUGUAAGACCUGCGCGUGCAACGCUGACGGGCGCUGGAAGUGCACCAUCGCAGCGCCCUGUCACUCCAAGGAACCUCCGCUGAAGAUCGACCACCGGGUCCUUGUGCUAGUAAUGGGAACGAUAAUUGAGAGUGCACAUUCAAAGAAAGUAAAAAGGUCGGUGGGAAAUAACUCGGAGGAGUUCACUACCACCGCCAGCAACAUUACCCUGGAACAGAUCGCCGAGUGGUUCUAUGGCAUGAAGCUGCCUCGUCGUAUCUCAGAGACACCUUCCACUGAAUCCACGACUACUGCUGGAACACCUACUACUACAACUGAAACUAGCCCAAUGACUGAAGUACCCCCAUCGACAGUAUCAAAAACGAUUAACACAGACACAGACUAUCUUGAAUUCGAUGAAGUGCUUCGAAGUAUCGCAGUAGACACCAAAACUUACAGUCGAAGAAAACCAUUGGAUUAUAUACUUAGUAAUCAAAGCUUUAGCGUUGAUUAUAUAAUUUUUGAUGAAGAUAAUGUCACUAGUAAUACUAAUGGUGAUAACUUAGUCUAUAUGAUGAAUAUGAUGCAAGAAAAUGAUGGUGUAACAGAGCCUUCCGUUUCUGAAACUACUAAAGUUGUGAUUGAUUUACUGUCUGCAGCUGAGCAACUAGGAGCCAAGUCAAAAACAACUGAAGAUGAUACCACUUGGAACAAGGAUAUAGAAGCUAACGCACUGGAAGACAUGAAUGAUGUUAUAGAUUACAACAGACUCAACAUUAUGAAAAGAGAUGUUGAAGAGCAAAACAAAAUGACAGCACCCAGCUUAGUGCCAGUAGUCACUAUUAUAGUGAACACUACUAAUAACACCAGGGACAAUAUCACUGGAGAAUCUCUACCCAAUGAUUUUAAAGAAAGUGUCCUUAUACCAUUCAACAAAAUUAUACUUGAAAAAAUAAAAGAAUUAGAAAAUUUAAAGAAAAUCAAAGACAACCUCGUCAAAUUCGUUAAAAGUGAUGGUGCGAUACCAGAAGAUGUAGAAAAUAGUACAGGCAAUACAUACUUCUCUAUAUACAACUUUGCCAUGGGCACAGGUUUCAAUAUUGGUUCAAGAAGAUCAAAUACAAAAACAUAUGACAAGUAUACGCUGAAAUUGAAAAAUGACAUUUUCGAAGUAAUACGAGACAUAAUAGCAAUACAGCGGCAUAAGGGUACAAAUGUACCUAAUGACUUAAAUUAUCUCCUGCACUCAAUGAAACAAUACGUUUACAAGAACAAAUGGCAGGAUAAUAAACCAAAGAAAAUAAAGAUAAAGAAAAUGAGAAACUUCAGACGACAGAUGAACCAGAAUGUUGGACAUUGUGCCAACAUUUCAAUAAAGGACUGUUUGAUUAAAAUCCUAGAGUUAAUUGACAAACACACGCCAAAGUCUAAUGCUUUAUCUCCACUGUCACCAACCUCGAGGAGAAUAAUGAAACACAUUGUAAACUCAUUCUACGUAGAUGAACUAGCUGUGGCCGGCGUACGCGUGCACGAUCCUAAUUAUAACUUAACUAAAGAUUUACAAAUGAUUGGCAUUCAGUGGCAGGAGAUGUCUGCGAAUCUUCUUACCAGCACUCCUUUCGCUAGCCUGUUUAGAAUGAAACUACUACAUUUUGGUUUAACUUCAGAUAUAAGUAAAAUUAAUAACGCUUUAAGUUUGAUAGAUUUUACUCACAGCAGACGAAUGCUGCCGUCAUUAGAUAAAGUAAACGAUGACGUUAUAGAUAAAAUAAACACUGGCUUGACUGGUAUUCACGACAAAAUGCAAAUAAUAGUAAAAUACUACUCACUGAAACCUAAUUCAACAGAAACAACAAAUCCACCGACAGAAGGGGAAACUAACACUAAACCAUUAAAUACAACUGAUUCAAAGAAAAAGAAAAAUCGGUCGUUUAUAAAACACAUCCGCAGUUUACUAGAGACUUCAAAGAAAGAUAUCGCAGAGCUUCUACACAGAAAGGUUCCCAAGUCAGAAAUAGUAAAACAACUUGCGAAGAAAAAGUUAGACAAAAUAUCAGAGAAAAGAUACAACGAGUAUGAGGAAGCUAUGAAGAAAUGGCAGAAAAACUUAGAAGUCACUUCAAGAAAUAAAAGAUCUCUUUUAGAUGGAUUCUCAACACGUAUCAAGAGCAUCAUACCAAGAUAUUUAAGACAUAAGGUCAAUCCGAAAAUAAAACAAAACCAGAAAAUUGCAACUGCUAACGCAACGCGUUUUGCCGAUAAAUUGAAGAAAAAAAGGAUAGCUUUAACUCGUGGACGCAUGUGGAGGAGAACUACAACACCUAGAACGAAGAGGCUGAAUGGAAACGUGGUUCCGAAAACUACGACCACCCAAUCAAGAACUACGUAAGCCAAUUAA
Molecule: messenger RNA, 2733 nt
Organism: Spodoptera littoralis (African cotton leafworm)
Lineage: Eukaryota; Metazoa; Arthropoda; Insecta; Lepidoptera; Noctuidae
Source: the annotation of a GenBank genome assembly